CAAGGUUAACUCACAUCACACCUCACUUCCAGAACCCUCCAGGACCGGCAAAGAUAGAAGUGUCAACAGUUACAGCAGCCGUAGCCAAAGAUGCGUCAGCGGCGUUGGAGGGUAUGCUGACGUAUGUGGGGGAGAUGGGCCGCUACCAGAGACUGCUGUUUGUGAUGAUGCUACCGUUCGGCUUCGCGUGGGCCUUCGGGUACUUCGGGCAGAUGUUCCUCACCGCCACCCCGCAGCAGCACUGGUGCCGGGUGCCUGAGCUGGAGAGUCUGGAUAUGGAGUUGCGACGGAAUCUCUCGAUACCUCGAGCCACGACCGGGGAGGGCUACGACACGUGUCUCAUGUACGACGCGGACUGGGGCCAGGUGCUCGCUACCCUGACCCCGCCGGACCCCGGCACUCCGACCGUCAAGUGUCGGCACGGCUGGGAGUUCCAGCUCGAUGACAUCCCGUAUCCGACUAUUGUUAGUGAGCGUGAAUGGGUGUGCGACAAAGCGAACCGAGUGCCAUGGAGUCAAACAAUCAGUUUUAUUGGAACAAUCGUGGGUGGCAUGAUCAUGGGCCGCAUUGCUGACAAGUUCGGAAGACUACCUGCCCUCAUAUGCGCUAACACCCUGGGUUUCUUCGGAUCUCUAGGAACAACCUUCACAGAUGGAUUCUGGGAUUUCGUGAUUUGCCGGUUUUUGGUCGGCAUGUCCAUCGAUACUUGCUUCAUCAUGUUGUAUAUUAUUAUAAUGGAAUACGUGGGAACUACUCACCGGACAUGGGUUGCGAAUCUGUCCAUCGCGAUGUUCUUCGGAGGCGGAUGUGUUCUGCUGCCGUUCAUGGCUCUGUGGAUCUCCAAUUGGAGAACACUUUCCAUAGUGAUGUCUAUUCCAUCGCUGUUGGUUCUCUUAGCACCGUUCACUAUUCCUGAAAGUACCAGAUGGUACGUGUCGCGAGGAAAAGUUGAAAAAGCUGUAAAAAUGUUACACAGAUUUGAGAAAGUUAACAAAACCAAAAUUCCCAAGGAUGCAUUAGAUGAGUUUGUUACAGUGGCCACGGCAGCUCAAGAAUCGGGAGACAGUAUUAAGAUCCUCUUCAAGAUCCCGUCUUUGAGAACAAUGUUGCUAUUGCUGAUGAGCACGUUUAUGGCAAUAGCCGUGAUCUUUGACAUCCUCAUCCGUUUGUCUGAGACCCUCGGGGGAGACUUCUUCAUCACAUUUGCUCUGGCAUCUGCCACGGAAAUUCCAGCCACCUUAGUCGUGAUAUUACUGCUUGACAGAUUUGGCCGACGCCUGUUAGUAUGUUCACCACUUGUAGUAGGUGCAGUCCUGUCUUUAACUGCUGCUUUCGUCCCUCGAGGCGUCCCCUCAGUUGCGUUGGCCAUAGCGGCUCGUUUCUUCAACAACAUGGCAUACAACGUGAUCAUCCAGUGGACGCCGGAGUUGCUGCCCACCACCGUGCGCGCGACGGGAGCCUCCUCCGUGCACGUCAGCGCGUACUUUACUGUUAUGUUGUCACCCUUCAUCGUUUACUCUGUGAGUAUCCUCGUCAUCAACAUUAGCAAAUUAAUGUGCACUGCUGUGCGGUCCACCGAUGUCUAUCGUCCACUUGAGCACUGACCUUGUUGUUCCCUGUGAGUUUUACCUCCAUCAUAAACC
Messenger RNA from Plutella xylostella (diamondback moth), 1643 nucleotides. Its product is annotated as solute carrier family 22 member 3. Gene Ontology annotation, biological process: transmembrane transport. Gene Ontology annotation, molecular function: transmembrane transporter activity. The record is from RefSeq and is a predicted model, not a curated record. Lineage: Eukaryota; Metazoa; Arthropoda; Insecta; Lepidoptera; Plutellidae. Gene Ontology annotation, cellular component: membrane.